Molecule: messenger RNA, 1376 nt
Organism: Talpa occidentalis (Iberian mole)
Lineage: Eukaryota; Metazoa; Chordata; Mammalia; Eulipotyphla; Talpidae
Gene: DAP
Product: death associated protein
Exons: 4
Coding region: 990-1331 (113 amino acids)
Biological process (GO): apoptotic signaling pathway; negative regulation of autophagy; cellular response to amino acid starvation
Molecular function (GO): death domain binding
Source: RefSeq, a predicted model, not a curated record
GCUGCCCCCUUCUUCUGGCCGUGGUCAGCCUCCGGGCAUGUCCCAGGAGAUGGGACACUGAAAAAGUCCAAGAGUGUGAGCCUGAGGGGCUUUGCAUUCUCCUCCUUGCUCUCCAGCAUCAUAAACUUGUUCCCGCGGGAUCCAGCCUUAUUUGAAAUGUCAAUGGACACUGUGCUAUGGGGUCCAAGUCAGGCCGUGGCAGGAUGCUCUGAGGCCAAGGCUCGGGAGCCCCACACCCCACCCUAGCCACUGUGGGCACCAUGGCAAGUGCUGGGCUGUGCCUUGACCCCCAGCCCCAAGCGCCCCUGCCUGGUCUGCUUGGAUGCUGCUCUAGAUACAGCCUGGGGGGCUGGAGUGCAAGUUCAGGGCACCCGCAGAGGCCAUGUCGGGUGAGGUCCAGCCUCCUGGCUCAUAGACCCUGUCUCCUCUGUGUCUGCACGUGGUGGGAGGGUGAGGGAGCUCUCUGGGGCCUCUUAUAAGGGCACGGAUCUCAUCCCAGGGCCCCAGCCUCGUGUCCUAGUCACCCCCAACAACACAGCUCCUGAUGCCAUCUUUUGGGGGUUAGAUUUCAACAGGCUGAAAUUUCAGCUUCUGCAUCUUAGCACAUGGCCCUGUCCCUUCCCACAGAAGAGGCCGCCAGGCCUUGGGGAAUAGCUAGUCUGAAGCCACCACCCUGUGGAUGUGGCGGAGCUGCUGACCCUGGAGCACCUGCUGGUGGCCGCCUUGCGUGGCUGGCUUUGGGGCGGCAUUUCUAAACUCUUCCACGGAACACUAGUGUCUAACAGACGAUGACCAUCAUAACUGCCUCCCCAACAAAAUUCUGUGGUCAAGUAGAGUCGGGACAGACAGCAAGCUCACCACCCUCAGGAAGCUUCACAAUGCUCAUGAACAGCAGGACGGUCUGUCCCAAGGAGACCCAUUUAAUCUCAUUCAUUUCCCACACUUAGUAGAUCCUAAAAUCCCAAUUUUUAAAUUUUUUGUUUGGUAAAAUGAUUAGCAUGUUAGCCAUAGGAAAUGCAGGUCAGACUACAGCAAGAUGCCAGUUCACACCCUGGCAGGACAGCAGCUGCAGAGCGGUGAAAGCCGGUGGGAUGCGAAUCGUGCAGAAGCACCCUCACUCCGGGGACGCCAAGGACGAGAAGGACAAGGAUGAGCAGGAGUGGGAGAGCCCCAGCCCUCCGAAGCCCACGGUGUUCAUCUCCGGCGUCAUCGCCCGGGGCGACAAGGACUUCCCGCCGGCGGCCGCCCAGGUGGCCCACCAGAAGCCCCACGCCUCCAUGGACAAGCACCCCGCCCCCAGGACCCAGCACAUCCAGCAGCCUCGCAAGUGAUGGGGGCGGCCCCGCCGGCACAGCUAGUUCCCGACCAGGACUGGC